AUGAGACUUGCCAGCCUGCUCCCCCUAACCCUCUACCCCCUCACGACUGCGUCCGAAGCGGUAUUUUGGUUCUGCACCGCCCCGCUCCCGCUCGCCCAAGACGCCCCAGGCCAAGCCGCCCUCGUGCACGCCGCGACAGCCUUCACCCGCCUCUACGGCGCAGAACCACUGACGCUGGCGCCGGAGCAGGCGCAGGUUGCGGUCUGCGACGGGCUCCUCUUCGGGCUGUGGAACGGGGCGGCCGAGCCGGGGACGGAGGAUCCCGGCGGCCGGGUGCGCGCGACGCAGGCUGAUCCGGGCAUCGGCACGCAGUGCCUCGGUGCGGCGCAUGGUGGCGCGGCUGGCGUGGCGGAGGACAUGGUGCUGAGCUACAUGUUUGGCGUUGCUGAAGACGGGUGGGAGGACUGGCGGGGCGGGCUGACCGAGGUGAGGAAGUGCGCGUGA
Verticillium nonalfalfae is the source of this 444-nucleotide messenger RNA. RefSeq lists its product as uncharacterized. Lineage: Eukaryota; Fungi; Ascomycota; Sordariomycetes; Glomerellales; Plectosphaerellaceae. The record is from RefSeq and is a predicted model, not a curated record. The transcript is spliced from 2 exons. The coding region runs from base 1 to 444 and encodes 147 amino acids.